AGCCGCGGUCACGUGCGCCUCCUGCCAUUGUCUCCUUGCGCUGGGUGGUGGGCAGAGCAUCGCCUUGUACCAUAGAGUGUGUGGCGGAGUGCCCGCAGCGCCGCCCGCGGCCGGAGGAGUGCACUGCACGUCCUCUGCGCUUCCCUUGUCUGUGCUCAGGCCGGAGGGGGCUCCAGCACCGGGGGAAAGAUGCGCUAGCUCCGGGCCGGGAGGAAGCCGCCUCUAUGGGCUCUCCGGCGUCAUAAGCGCCCGCGCAGCCGGGACACGGAGCAGGCGCCAUGGAAACCGAGCUCUACUUCCUCAUCGCCCGCUACCUGCAGUCCGGGCCGUGCCGGAGAUCCGCGCAGGUGCUAGCAGAGGAGCUGGAGGAGCAUGAGCUCAUCCCAGAGCGACUGGACUGGCAGGGGAGACGGCACCGCAGGACAUAUCUGGAUCUGGUGGCAGCCAAUGCUCAUAUUCCUGCAAACUACCUUCUUAAAAUAUGCGAGCGCAUUGGACCUAUUCUAGACCAGGAGAUCCCGCAGAGCGUUCCUGGCGUGCAAAGCCUUCUGGGAGUAGGCAAGCAGUCGCUGUUACGAAGAGCGAAAGACUGCAGAAACUCGCAAUGGAAACCAUCCACCUUCGCAGCUUUGCACAGGGGCCGGCCCCCAGAACAUCCCGCUGGCUACGUGAGACCACUCAGUGUUGCAAAAGUCGCCUCUUCCAGAGCCCUGACCGGCUGCGCCCGGUUCCACAAUAUCUUCCCCUGUUCAUCGUAUCAGCACAUGAAAAUGCACAAGAGGAUUCUGGGCCACCUGUCGUCUGUGUAUUGCGUGGCGUUCGACCGCAGCGGGAGGCGUAUCUUUACUGGAUCUGACGACUGCCUGGUGAAGAUAUGGGCCACCGAGGACGGCAGGCUCCUCUCCACUCUGCGGGGGCACUCUGCUGAGAUCUCGGACAUGGCGGUGAACUAUGAGAACACGCUGAUCGCGGCUGGCAGUUGUGACAAGGUGGUGCGCGUGUGGUGUCUCCGCACCUGCGCCCCGGUGGCCGUGCUGCACGGCCACACAGCGUCCAUCACUUCCAUACAGUUUUGCCCGGCAACAAAAGGAAAAACUCGAUACCUCACUUCUACUGGUGCUGAUGGGACAAUCUGCUUCUGGCAAUGGAUCGUGGACACGAUGACAUUCGAUGAUCACCCUCUGAAAUUCGCGGAGAGGUCCAGGCCGGGGGUGCAGAUUUCCUGCUCCUCCUUCAGUUCAGGUGGAAUGUUCAUAGUUACCGGCAGCACCGAUCAUGUGAUAAGAAUAUAUUACCUGGGCUCGGGGGAACCGGAGAAGAUUGCAGAACUGGAAGGUCAUGUGGAUAAAGUGGUCGCCGUUCAGUUCUGUAAUAACGGAGACCGGCUGUGCUUCGUCAGCGGGAGCAGAGACGGGACGGCGCGGAUCUGGCAGUACCAGCAGCAGGAGUGGAAGAUGGUUGUGCUGGACAUGGCAGCCAGGAUGGCCGGGAGCAGUGUGGCCACUCCAGAGGACAAAGUGACCAAGCUGAAGGUGACGAUGGUGGCCUGGGACCGCUCCGACGUGGUGGUCAUUACCGCAGUGAACAAUUUCCUUCUAAAAGUCUGGAAUUCCAAUAGCGGACAGCUCCUUCACAUCCUGUCUGGGCACGAUGAUGAAGUGUUUGUGCUGGAGGCUCAUCCCUUCGAUUCCAGGAUCCUGCUCUCUGCCGGACACGACGGCAAUAUAUUUGUCUGGGAUCUUGAGAGGGGAACCAAAAUUCGGAAUUACUUCAAUAUGAUCGAGGGUCAGGGGCACGGGGCGGUUUUUGAUUGCAAGUUCUCACCCGACGGGCAACACUUUGUCUGCACAGAUUCCCACGGUCACCUCUUGUUGUUCGGCUUUGGCUGCAGUAAAGGUUAUGAGAAGAUCCCAGAGCAGAUGUUCUUCCACACUGACUUCCGACCACUGAUCCGCGAUGCGAACAACUUCGUGCUGGAUGAGCAGACUCAGCAGGCCCCGCACCUCAUGCCGCCACCCUUUCUGGUAGACGUUGAUGGAAAUCCACAUCCGACCCGCUUCCAGCGGCUGGUACCAGGGCGUGAGAACUGCAAAGAUGAACAGCUCAUCCCCCAACUCGGAUACAUCUCAAAUGGGAACGGAGACGUUGUACAGCAAGUAAUAGGCCAGCAGACGGGCGACCAGGAUCAAAGUGUUCUCGAUGGUAUGAUCCGAGAACUCCAGAGGAACAUGGAUGAAGCACAGACUGAUCCCCCGAUUAACAGGACGGGCUCUGGCAGUGGAUUUAUGAGAAGCCAAAGUUUGGAUCUUACAUCACCGCCUAAUGUCGGCCUCCGGCGCAGUGGGCAGAUUGAAGGCGUUCGCCAAAUGCAUCACAAUGCUCCGAGAAGCCAAAUUGCGACAGAGCGAGAUCUCAUGGCGUGGCGGAGACGAGUGGUGGUGAAUGAGCUACAUCCCGGCGUUAGCAGAGUCCAAGAAGAAUGCCGCUUUGCCAAGGGUGACAUGGAGGUCUACCUGUACACCACGGAGAAGAAGAGAAAGCCGCCGCACCCGGCUCAGAGGAGCGACCAUCAGGUGUGCAGCGGGAGAUCGCUGCGGAAGAUACAGCGGAAACGCCAACAUGCCUAUCAGACCCGCUCUAACAUAGAGCGCGAUUCCCAGACCAGCGCGCCUACAACCAACGGGGAGGAAUCGCAGAGCUCGCCUGAGGAUGAGGAAUCGCGAGCGUCCAGCGAAGCGUCGGCGGAUGAGAUGACUGCACAUUGGCCGACAGAGAGCUCCUCCAGUGACUCUUCCAGUGAAUAUUCCGACUGGACCACAGACGCCGGCAUCAAUCUCCAGCCCCCGAAACGGCAGACACGCCAGGCAACGCGGAAGAUGUGCAGCAGUUCCGAGGAUGAGAACGUGAAGGAGGACGACAAGCAGAGGAAGCGCAAGCUGACCCGGAGAAAGAAACAGAGCGAGCGUCUCUCUAUGGAAGGAGAGUCUAGCGAAGGGUGGAUUCCGCCCCAGUGGAUUCUGGACACGAUCCCGCGGCGCUCUCCCUUUGUCCCGCAGAUGGGAGAUGAGGUUAUUUAUUUGAAACAAGGCCACGAAGCGUACGUGCGAGCUGUGAGGAAGGCCAAAAUCUACAGUGUUAACCUGCAGAAGCAGCCGUGGCAUAAGUCCGAGCUCAGGGAACAGGAAUUCUUGAAGAUAGUGGGUAUCCGAUAUGAAGUGGGGCCGCCCACGCUCUGCUGCUUGAAGCUCGCUUUUAUGGACCCCACAUCUGGCAAAAUGAGCGGAGAAUCUUUCUCUGUCAAAUACCACGAUAUGCCCGACGUGAUCGACUUCCUCGUCCUCUACCAGUUCUAUAAAGAAGCGAAGGAUAGAAACUGGCAGAUCGGCGACCGGUUCCGCAGUAUCAUCGAUGACGCCUGGUGGUUUGGGACUGUGGAGAGCCAGCAACCCUUCCAGAUGGAGUACCCUGACAGUCUAUUCCAGUGCUACAGCGUUCACUGGGAUAACAACGAACGGGAAAACAUGAGCCCCUGGGACAUGGAGCCGAUUCCCGAGGACAUAGUUUUGCCGGAUGAAGUUGGUGCCGGCGUUCCCGUCACAGUGGAGGAGCUGAACGCUCUGCAGUAUAAACCUGAGGACGGAGAGUGGGGAUCGAAGUCCAGGGAUGACGUUUGCGAGCGGAUCAUCGGAGGGAUUGACCAGCUGCUCACGCUUGAUUUCGUCAGCCCGUUCAGCGCUCCAGUUGACCUUGCUGCGUAUCCCACGUAUUGCACCGCGGUGGCUUAUCCGACCGACCUGGGCUCCGUCAGGAAGAGACUAGAGAGCCGCUUCUACAGGAGGAUCUCUGCAUUAAUCUGGGAGGUCCGUUAUAUCGAACACAACGCUAGGACUUUCAAUGAGCCUAAUUCUCCAAUUGUCAAGUCUGCCAAAAUAGUGACGGAUGUGUUAUUGCGGUAUAUCGGUGAUGACGAUUGUACGGACAUUCUGGAAAUCUACAAUCAAGUAAGGUCUGAAGAUGUGGAUGAUGCAGAGGAAGAGGAAGAGCAGAGUGCGGCGGUUGAAAUGGAGUCGGAUGGUCCGGGAACAUCUACAGGAAGAACAGUUAGUAAACCUCUGGUCACACGCCGCACUAAGAGGAAUCUUCUGCAGUCCAAUCCCGAUUCCUGGAAGGAUAAGUGCAAGGAGCUGCUAGACCUCAUCUAUGAGCGGGAGGAUUCGGAGCCUUUCAGACAACCGGUCAACAGGCUCUCAUAUCCGGAUUACCAGGAUAUUAUUGACACGCCCAUGGACUUCAGCUCUGUUAAAGCCAAUCUGGAAGCGGGAACCUACGUUGACCCAUUGGAAUUCGGGAGAGACGUCCGAUUGAUUUUUAGUAACUCUAAAGCUUACACCCCCAAUAAGAAGUCCAGGAUCUACAGCAUGACUCUUCGUUUAUCCGCCCUGUGCGAAACCUACAUAAAAGACAUAAUCUCCGAUUACAAGCUAGCCAUGCAGCUACAGAAACUACAGAAGCGCAAGCGGCAGAGGUACCGGAAGCGGAUACACAGCAGCAGCAGUAGCUCCGCCUCUAGCAGCAGAGCCUCCAGUCCCGAAGCAAAGCCGAGAAAGAUUCAGCAGAAAGUCACACCGAGCGUACCCCUGCCCCUCUCCCGGAGCAGCUCCUCUUCAUCUGAGCUGUCCGAUUCUCCGGAGGAACCCGGCAGAACCUCUGCUGAUGAAGAGAUGGACGAGCAGCCUUCCUCUUCCAGAUCAAACGUGCCGAAUAAAAGUGACACCGAGCCAGAGGCAGCAAGCAGCACAAAGACCAAAAACUCCCCUGUGAAAGCGGAUCUCACCAAUGGACCUCUCCUGAACGGGGAUAGGGAAGGUGCUCCGAAAGCAAGAAGAAAACUGCUGAGUUCCUCGGAAGACGAAAGCCAGGAAGAUGAUGAAAAGAAAGUAGAGCAAGAGGAGGGAGAGAAGAAAGACAACGAUGAUCCGCCUCCCUCACCGUCUGUUUGCUCAGAAUCCGAAACGAGCGCAAGUUCAAAGAGCGCCUCAGAGUCCGCGUGCAGUUCCGACUCCGACCUUUCUGCCAAAUCAGACCAGGAUUAUGUUGAUGGAGAUCACGACUACACCAAAGUGGCGCGGGCAAAACUUAAGAGAAAACGUUUGGUUGCUUCUGGUGAUAGUAAAUCCAAAUCAAAGGGAAGAGGACGCGGUAGAGGUAGGGGAAGGGGUCGGGCGAAAGUCUACCACUUAAGAGGUGUAGAUGUCAAGAAAGGGAAAGGUAGAGGCAGGGGGAGGGGAGCAUGCAAAAAGGAGCCUCCCCAGAGCCCAGCUUUAAAGCGAGCGCCGAUGUCUGACGAAGAUGACAACGAUGAGGAGGAGGAGGAGGAUGGUGAUGAAAGCGACUUUGCAGAACAAAGCAGAAAAAAGCCUAGAAUAAACACCAGAAACCAAGGCAGGCGGACUGUGGUGUACAAUGAUUACGAUUCGGACAAUGAACACGAUAGUUUGGUGUCCUUUGACGACCCACUGAACCUUGGGACCUCCCGAUCUGGAAGAGUGCGGAAAAUGACAGAAAAGGCCAGGGUCAGCCACCUGAUGGGGUGGAACGGCUGAUGUAGUGACCACGCGACUAGGUUGUGGUCUGUGUUUUCAAGAAACAAAAGGGUCUUUCAACUGCAGGGAUUUUACCAGAACAAAUUCCUGGUGGGAUUUUUGUCGGACUGCGUUGCUCUCGCGGUGGUGCUUUUUUGAUGCAAUUGUCGAAGUAUUACUCAAUGGCAUUGUAAGGCCAGCCUUAUUUAUUAGGUCUUAAGACUUACAGCCACAAAAAUCCAACACUACAAUUCUAAGGGUGCAGCUUCCAGCUUGGUGCGAGUGACGACACCUUUCUUCUAAAUCAUGGUGAUUGCGUGUUUGUGUAAAACAGAGUUAAGCACCUUUUUAUAGAGAUUUUAUAUGGUUUUGUGACUUUACGCUUAAAGUACAGAGAGAAUAUUUUUUGCACAAGUUUCCAACCCAGAUGGCAGCUCCUAAAUGUUUACAGUUUUUAAAUCUUUUUGGGGGGUGGGCGGAAGGGGAAGGUGGAUCUCUUAAACAUUAAACUUCCAAUACCAAAUGUUUAUGUUGUAUCCUAUACUGAACAUAUCUAUUUGGUGACGACUGGGUUUUAGGCCACUCUCUUUCCUGCAUUGUAAGUUCUGCGUAGUGUCUGUGCCUUUUUGUAAACAUUACUCCUUUAGCUGAGCAUCACGCGCCCAAAUCCUAAAUCUCGCAGACUUUCGCAUGUUGUUGUGUUAUGAGCCUCAAACUACCUCUGCCAGUGUUGGUGGCAGCUGUGAACGCAGAUACUGGGAUGUGAUUGUUACUGAGAAUGUACGGCAGUGUUUGCUCUAUGCUCUCGUGUUUGGGAUAUGAGUUGCGCAGAGCGGAGGAUGGGUAAUGCGAGCUGCUGUAGAUUGAGCGCGGGGGGAGCGUAUACGUUGUACGCUCACCAUACAGGAUCUUACUUGUUCGCUGUUUGCACUCCAGAGCUACUUGCUGAAGGAAGUAGUGUGAGAUCUGUGUGUUAAUAUUUCAUUUUCUUUAAGUGGAGAUUUACGUUGAACUUAUUUAUUUUGUAUGUUUUAUGUUUCUUGUUUUAAUGUGUGGUUUUUUUUUUGUGUAACAUUUAUAGAACAACAAAAGCCUGGUGCUUUCCUGAAUGGCUUUUUUAGAUUCUAGAUCGGAAGAGAACGACGACGUAUAUUCUGAAUUAUCAGUGGCACUCUGUCUUGGCCUCUUUCGCAUCGCAAUAUAGUGGGAUGCAGCAGAGUUUGCCAUACAAUCAGGCAUCUCUAUGGCCACCGUCGGGAAUGGUCACCCUCUUAAGGUGCCUCGGAGAGUGCCCGGACCAGCCUGCUUUGCACUUACGAUACUCCCAUUCCUCUGUGGUAUUGCAAUAUGUGCGUAUGACUGUUUGGCGGUAGGUGUUAGUUACUCUGGGUAGAGAGCACCUGGCAUCUGUGAAACGGGCCGCUCUCAUGGGCAUCUGGUGCUUAAUAAGUCUACCUGUGUUUACGUAACGGGGCUACCUGGUGCAUUCCCGGCUACAAGGAAAUACUUCCCCUCUGAGCACUUUGCAAAACUUUUCUGCCCGCCAUUUGUUGUCCUCUCUUGUCCAUGGCGACAUCUAAAUGAACUGACUUAAGACGCGUUUGCUGCUAUUUCUCUGCCAGCUGUAGUUCAACAAGGAAGAGUCGAGUUGGCUCCAAGUAGACUGGGUUUGCAGCCAAGUAAUAGGGCCCGGAUUUCAGCAGAUGCUCGGUAACAUUUAGUCCGAUUGUACUUUUGCUAUUAGGCGCGAGCCUGGAUGGUGUGUGCACUGGUUGGUGAUCUACUUUAGUACAUGGUUAUCUUGUUACGCCCUGGGGAUGUAACCUCGUACCCGCUUUCCAUGAGAGGUAUGGGUUAUUCUGCUGUUGUCGGUGAGGUUUUAUAUCUACAAAAUAACUUUUUUGCAUUUGAUUUAGUGGUUUGUUUGUGUCUUCCUGCAGCUUUUACCAGGUGCAUUGGUCUUAACCUUCCUAGUAUUCUCACCCGCAUCGUUCUGUGAGCAAGGAUUGUGUUUUCUAACAUUUCCCCCUAGAUGUGCAGCUUUAUGUCAUAUCCAAGGGGACCCAAAAAUAAACAACUUUGUCCAUUAAAUGGAAUUCACUGGUUAAGUGCGAUGAAUACAAUAAUCUGUAUAUUAAAUAAGGUGCAUUGGGAUAUGUACAAGCUGGUAUGUUGCAUUUAAAAGACGAGGAGACCCCAUGAAAGCACCUCAAAUAUCACCUGUCCCCCUUAUUGCACUAGCUUUUGUAGGGAGCAGGGAAGCCCGACAUUGCCCGGACCUGUCGGAUUUGCUCUGGGCCACCAGUGAUGGGGAUCAUCUUGCGCAUCUAACUAAAUUCUGUAGCAUUGUGGGUAGAGCUGAUCCAGUCUCGCCUAUUGUCCACAACUUCUGAUAACGGGGGUUUCUUCAUAGGUCUAUUGCCGACUGACUCCUGACAUACCCUGAGUGUGUGCGAGACCUGGAAUAUCGCAUUGAAUUUACAUAUCCUUAUUACUAGGAGCAGCCAAGUCUUUAUGCUUCCUGCGAAUGCCUGUGGUACUUAUCUAAACGCUUCUUAUUUUCCUAAAGACACCUGCUGUGUAAAUAGGGGUUCACACCCACUUGUAAUCCAGAGAGCUACGUAGUGCGGACGGAAGGGGGGGACAUUUGCUGUCUCGGGCAGUAUACAGGUUUGAGUAUCCCAUAUUCAAAUAUUCCGAAAUACAGACUUUUUUGAGUGAGAUAGUGGAACCUUUGUUUUCUGAUGGCUCAAUGUACACAAACUUUGUUUAAUACACAAAGUUAUUAUACAUAUUGUAUUAAAUGACCUUCAGGCAGUGUAUAUAAGGUGUAUAUGAAACAUAAAUGAAUUGUGUGAAUGUAGACACACUUUGCGUAAUGCACAAAGUUAUAAAAAAUAUUGUAUUAAAUGACCUUCAGGCUGUGUGUAUAAAGUGUAUAUGAAACGCAUUCUGUGCUUAGAUUUAGGUCCCGUCACCAUGAUAUCUGAUUAUGGUAUGCAAUUAUUCCAAAAUACGGAAAAAUCCGAUAUCCAAAAUACCUCUGGUCCCAAGCAUUUUGGAUAAGGGAUACUCAACCUGUAUUAUCAUUUUUUUCCCAUUUUAGAUGUAGGAUCUUUUUUCCGUCUGAAUCUGUAGAUUUACAGAUGAAUCCAGCUACUAGUUGAACUCAUCACACCCCAGACUUACUGCGGAUGUCACUCAUCAAUGGAACACAGUCUUGCAGCCGAAUACCUAGAACCACCGAUAAGCAACAGGUGCCAUUAUUGUACCGCAUGGUGUCACAUGGGCUACCGUGAUGCAGCAUUGUUAUAUAGCGGCACUGUAUUCUAUUGAACGUUGCGAUCGCUGCAGUGUUAGGUCAAUAUUUCUUCUCUCACAAUUACCUGAUUCCAGCUCUGCUUCCCCUGUCCUUUAGUGUGGAGGUAGACCAUUAAGUGGUAUUGUGAUGUUUGGCCAUGGGGGUGGGGGGCUGGCGAAUAAUGCUUUAAUACGUCCGUUUGGCAUUAAUAUCCUUCUAAAUGGGUUAGGCCCUGCAUGUUUUCAGGCUCCAUAUUCCUACUUCUACGGGUUUCUGGAAGCCUGAAUCUGUAAAGUUUUUGUAGCUCUCCCUGUUACAGUAUGUUGUACUUUUAUCACCGAAUACGGCAAACUUUUUAGGUUUGCAUAAUCAGUGAUGGGCGACAUAAAUUAUUGUGUGGCCCUAAAAUGUGGUCCUCCCUCUGCAGGUCUAUUAGCGGAGUCAGGGUCUGCUGCUUGUGCACUGUAGUGACACAACAAGAGCCACGAUAGACACGAGCCAUGUGUCCACGUGAUCACCGAAACCUUGCUGGGAAACGUUAGUCCUGACCGGGAGGCCAGUGACUAUUAAGAGCCAAAAUGCUUAUUCUCAUUUGUUUAUGCUGAAGUAACUGCGAGUUUUACCUAUUAGUCACCUCUAUAAUGGUUUCCCCUCAAUGUGCCAUUAAUAUUUGCAGUCCCGUUACAUUUUCCAAUGUAGAUGUCCUAGAAAAUGUUUUGUUCAGUCUUUCUACCAAAAACAAAGCAAUAAUCAGCCAAAACUGUGAUUUGUCUCUGCCAGUAAUACAUUGACGGCGUUCUGGGUUCAAUCGGUAAAGAUGGCAGCAUUUUCUACUUCCGUGUUUUAUUCCGAAGAGUGUAUAUUGUCCUACUGUUCUGUAUUAGCUUAUGUAUAGCAGUAACAAAUAGUUACACAUGCCAGUUUGAAAGUAAAACGGUUUAUGCAACCAUGUAGUGACGGGACGUGGCCCACACCUUAUUCAGGCACUGACCAACGCGUUUCUUUACCCAAAGUGCUUAACCUAAUAACCUCUCAUCUCCAAUACCUGAAGUCCUCCUGUUUUGCCAAUAGACAUAAACCAGUAGGCUCAUCUAAUAAACCCUAUCAUCCCUAUAGUAAAACGGUUUACGAAACUACAUGGAUUAGUGAAGCAACGUUGCCCGCACCAACCAACGCGUUUCCUUACCCCAAUUGCUUAGCCCACUAGCCUAUCCUCUCUAAUACCUGAGCUCCACAUCUUUUUCUAAUAGACAUGAUCUAGCAUGCCCAUCUAAGUAACCAUAGCCUCCCUAUAGAGUCCGAUGUUAGUGCUGCUUUUUCCUAAAAUAUCACGCGUUUAAUGUAUUUUUUUUUAAAUAUUAUCUUAAAUUUUCUUUCCACUGCCCGAGUGUGGAAUUAAUUGUCCAGUAUUGACUUUCAUUCCUUACGUUAAUAGUUGUGUUCAGGGCGAAUGUUUAUCAUAUGGGACGCGCACAGGUUUCUGCAAUUAAUACCAUUGAUCUGCCUUUCAAUCGCUGUCCUGAACUUUUUAACAAAGAUACAAUUUUUAAAUGUCUCAUUAGAAAAUAAAAUCUUACGUUUUACAGUGGAUAAGUAGAAAGCAUUAAAUUGGAUAUAUUUACUUUAUUUUUUGAAAAAAAUCAAAUAACGAGUUUACGACACAGAUUAUACGUUGGAAUUAUUCAUACACACACAUACACACAUAUAUAUAUAUAUAUUCUUUUAUGUUGGACUAUGACUGUUGCGCGUGUUUACUGACGCACCGGGUACCUGUGGUUAUUUUUCUAGCAACACUGAGAACGUAGUUACUCUUCAUGGCUUGCUCUCGUACUUGGGUAAUUCCUUUGUGUUAGGGGUCAGUAAUUCUGUAAGUUGGGGAUUCCUUUCUUAACCACAAAUGCAUUAAAUGGCUUCAUCCAAUGGGUUGGACUUCUGCAUAAAGUUUUAGGGAAGAUGACUUGCUGAAUCUCUCCUGUACGUCCGCUGUCUCAGGUCCUCCUAAAAUAAUUCAGGGAUUUUUCUUUUUAUUGCCAUGUUAGAAUGGCAGCCAAAUGUACUAUUUAUAUGCAAUGAGCUGUAGUUUUUAUUUGUAUUGUAAAAACAAAACAAAAAAAAAAUUGUACAUUUGUAAAGUAUUUUUUCUAGAUUUUGCUCUAUUUGAGUUUUUGUAUUUUAAGGUGUUUUAUUUUCUUCCCCCUCACAAUACAGACUUAAAAUAAAAAAUAAAAUUUUUUUUUUUUAGUUUGCGAAGCGUGAAAAUGUGUUAAAUGCACCAGAUGUAUUGCCAAAAAUCUUUCCCAUGUUCUGUAGAUUUAGUUCAGUUUGCAGCGUAAUAGAGGCGGUAAACGAGCUCACUGACCCCAGAACGGGUGAAAGGCAAAGUCUAGAUUUGUCUUUGUAAAAUAAACCAUCUGUUUUCUGCACCACUAAUGCGUUGUUAAGCCCCAAUUACAAACACUGAAAAAAGAAAGUACAUAUAUGAAAUGGUCAUACCCGUUACAGGAUACACUUUAAAACUUGCCUUGGGUCUUCAGGAAGGUUUCUUCUUAGUCUUAGGAAGUCCAUCUGAUUACUGGAAGUGAAAAACAGAAAACUACUGAGACUUUGAUUUUUGUAAUCUAAUUUGAGAUUUGUCCCAGUUCACGUAACGUUCUAUGGAUCAUUUUGUUGUGAGAUUCCACCAUGCCUCAUGCUGUGUAUUGUACAUUAGACUAUUUUAGCCAUGUGUUUUAAGGGUACACAAAUGGGAGGUAUUUAUCUGGACCGAAAUUGAUUUCUGUUUAAAUUAGUUACCUCUCCCAUUCUAACAUUUUUAUUUUAUGCCAUAGAAUUCCUCCAAUUUUACUUUUCUGAAGAAAUUGUGUAUUUAUUUGUAUUUUUUAAAUUAAAGAUCUCAAUAACAAAA
Molecule: messenger RNA, 11788 nt
Organism: Pseudophryne corroboree (corroboree frog)
Lineage: Eukaryota; Metazoa; Chordata; Amphibia; Anura; Myobatrachidae
Gene: BRWD3
Product: bromodomain and WD repeat domain containing 3
Exons: 40
Coding region: 279-5603 (1774 amino acids)
Biological process (GO): regulation of cell shape; cytoskeleton organization; regulation of transcription by RNA polymerase II
Cellular component (GO): nucleus
Molecular function (GO): protein binding
Source: RefSeq, a predicted model, not a curated record